This is a messenger RNA of Exophiala viscosa, 4084 nucleotides long. RefSeq names its product ubiquitin-conjugating enzyme E2 Q. Gene Ontology annotation, molecular function: NAD+ poly-ADP-ribosyltransferase activity. The transcript has a single exon. The record is from RefSeq and is a predicted model, not a curated record. Lineage: Eukaryota; Fungi; Ascomycota; Eurotiomycetes; Chaetothyriales; Herpotrichiellaceae. Bases 255 to 3776 code for a protein of 1173 amino acids.
CUCAACUUCACUUCUAAGGUUCGUCUUUUCGUGCCAACUACGCCCUUGUUCUUAAGUCCUCACUGUCCUCUUCAUUUCAUUUUGUCAUUCUUGUGCAAAAAGUCUAUCGUUGAUACCCCAAACCCCCUCCUGCCACACAACCAACAAGGCUUUCGAGCCUCCCUUUCAUGAUCCUGCAUUUGUAAAGAAAGCUUCGAUUUGCCGCGACCUCCUCCUACCUAACUGACCCUGUUUCAACUCCUGCGGUAGUCGUCAUGGGCCGGAGACGAUUCCUUGCCGACUUGGCCGACGCCAGCAGCAGCAAGACACCGAACAUCGAGGGCGUCCACACUCCGGACGAAGGAGUCGUCAGUUGUAUGUACACUUGCAAUGAAAACCGCGUGUGGCGCUACGUGAACAUAAACUUCUGCGCCACGAACCUUGACGAAUACCCUGAUGGUAACUCAUUCAUGCUUUAUACCGACGACGAACACAUCGAUCCUUCCAUUCCCCAGACAUUAGAGGCCGUCGGUGCAGAUGCUCAUGGCAAAUCACUCUCCGAAGUCCUCUCCGAGGUCUCCCAACGACUUUCAGCAACGCUCUCAGAUGAUGGAGAAAAUAACACUGAUACUGUACUGGAAGAUGGUGAUGAGGACGAUUUCGACUUCGAGUAUGAUUCAGAUGGGGGAGACUUUGGACUGGCCGACCUACAACCUAUCACCAAUGUUGCACGCGAGAACGGCUCUUCACGUGCUACAACACAGUGCACCAACCCACCGAGCCUCCAGAAGAUACGAGCUGAUCUCCGAGCACUGAAAGACGCCGGGUUUCGUGUUGGGAUCUUUGGCAAUCUCGCCACAACCGGUGCGCUUUGUGUCUCCGUUCGAGUCGUGAAGCUCGGACUCUCUGAUGAAGCGAUGCAAGCAUGGAGCUUACGGCGGCAACAUUACCUGAUCCUUUUGAUAAGAUACUCAGGGGCCUACAUGGAUGCCAGCAGACUUUGCUCGGAAGUGAACAGCCUGAACGGCAAGAUGGAAAUGCGUGUCGGGCUCUGUCAACACUACAAACCUUCUUCUCGGGAUGUGUUGAGCACGUUCGAGAAGAAGGGUGAGGCGGUCAGUACCGAAGCAGAGGCUUCCACUUUCGAGCCGCUCUUCAUCGGCCAGCCUCUCAAUCAAUUUCUGGCAGAGCGCCUACUCUACAUCAUUAAAGCACGGCACUCGCACGGCCUUAGCUGGCUAGGGGCUGAGAAGUUCGUCGAAGCAAGACAAUUGUUGACAUCAAACAGUAAUUUUGACGACCUUGUGGACUAUCAAUGUGACGAUAACGCCAACACCACAAACCUGCCCGGAUUCGUCAUGGCGGAUCACAUGGGCCAGAUCUCGCUAGAGAAAGCCUCACUGCCACUGAUCGCUAUGCAGGCUGUCCUCAGACACUUUGUACGAUGCACGGAAUUCUGCCUGGUGUGUCACUCCCAUGUCGACAACUCUUUCGAAGCAUUGAAGCCGUACGUCUGCACCAAGCCAUUGUGCUUGUAUCAGUAUAUGACAUUGGGGUUUGGUCCUAGUCUGGAAUGGGAUGUUUGUUCUCAACCGUAUGUCGUGGAUCUUCUGAUCAGCUUCUGCCAUGUUGCUGGUAAUAGUGGCCGCCUGAAGGAUUAUCCCGUCGGGUUGAAUCUAAUGACUCCAGUACUUCCACACUACAGCGUCCCAUUUCCAGAUCCAACGGUUUAUUACCUUCACAAUGCCAACAAGGGGUCAACCUCGACUCCCAUGAGCGCAGAGAAGACAUUCAGUUGUAUGUGGCAUGCGAAUGAACGACAACUUCGCAAAUGCCAGAACGAGGAUUGGUCCUUGGCCAAGCUUAGAGUUGGCGACUGGCUCGUUACCGUUGCUCACAAGAACCAAACUGCAGCACAUCAUCGAAUCAAGAACAUCUCGAUGGAUGUGGUCGAACUUGGUGAGCCGGUGUUCGUUGUUUUCAACGAGAACAACCAAACAUCUGGACAGAGCCAGUCAACCACCCAAGACAUUGCACCUCCUCUGGAUGGAAGCGUCAAAGCUGACUGCUUUCUCUAUGACAAGAAUUUCGACGUUCUGCCCGUGGUACAGAAGCAACGCGCACUUGUUGCAUUGUUAGAUACCUUGCCGAGUGUUGAGGAAAUGUGCGAGUAUUUGGAACGUCAAGGAAGGGGUCGUGCUGGAAGCCUCAAGCUGUGGAAAGACAGAAUUUCCGAUCCAGCGCUCAACUUGCUUCGCUGGAUCAUUGCUUCGAACCGAUCUUGCAUCGUGCAGGUCGGUGAAGUGGUUGGCGACCAGGAUGGAAAGGCUCUCACAGCAACCGAAGAUCGUGUCGAGGGCAUGGAUGGCUACAUGCAAUUUCGCUUCGCGCAAGGUGCACCGGACAAGGAAAAGAGAUUCAACGAUUGUGUAAAGACUGAGGCUGUAACAACGGGCACCCAGUAUCCUACGCUUUUCGCAUGGCAUGGCAGCCAACUUUGGAACUGGCACUCGAUCAUCCGACAAGGGCUUCGGUUCGAUGAAAUUGUCCACGGUCGAGCGUACGGGAAUGGCGUCUACAUGUCUCGGCACGCGGCUACAAGCUUGGGCUACUCCAACAAUAAUCUUGUAAGCGACUGGAAACCAUCAAUGCUUCAGAUUGGGAGAGCCUUCUCACUCAACGAAGUGGUCAACCAUCCGGCGAGGUUCGUCUCAAGGUCGCCCCAUUACGUGGUUUCGGACCUUGACUGGAUUCAGACUCGGUACCUCUUCGUGAAAGUCAACAAAGCUUUCACAUUCAAAGAGGGCAAAUGCACAGAGAUGUACAAGCAAGAUCCUCUGCAUGUGGCCAGUAACGAAUUGAAUAGAGCCAUCAUCAUUCCGAUGACGGCCAUUUCCAAGUCACGCAGACCUUGUAACACAAUUGACAAGGCGGCGACCGAGGCCGGAAAGCGUACCAAGACCCUUGCCGAUACCGAUCAGGCGACUGCCGAGCACCGUGAAGACGAUGCCAACAGUGUGAUGUCGGACGCCACUGAUGUGGCCUACCUGGACGGUAACUCGGAAGUAAAUCGUGGAGGAAGUGGUCAUACUAACCCAGGUGAGGACGAUAUGGGAAUGACUCUGAUUCACGGCAGGAAGCGGCCAGUGGACGCGGUCGCGGAGACCGAUUUUGUUGCUGGAACGCUCGAUGUGAGUAGCAUCAAAUUUCUCAAUGCUCCGCAAAAUGCGACACCCACUGCUACUAAAGCACUCAUGCGCCUGCUUCAAGAGGCCAUAUCGGUGCAGGAAAAUACUGCGCCAGCAAUCUUGGGAUGGUACAUCAAUCGCGAUAUGAUCAACAACAUUUAUCAGUGGAUCGUGGAGUUACACAGCUUCGCAGCCGAACUGCCUCUGACCGCAGACAUGAAGGCUGCCGGCGUCAAGUCGAUCGUGCUUGAGAUGCGGUUUUCCACCGUUUUCCCCUUCAGCCCGCCGUUCAUCCGAGUCGUCAAACCGAGGUUCCUUCCAUUUGCUCAGGGCGGAGGCGGGAAUGUCACCGAAGGCGGAGCAAUGUGCAUGGAAGUAUUAACCAACGACGGAUGGACAGCGGCGCAAAAUGUUGAAAGUCUUCUGCUCCAGGUACGCAUGGCUAUCUGUGACGAAGAACGUCCAGCUAGGCUCGCACCUCCCCGAGCACCGGGACUGCGUCAGCAAAACACUUAUGGGAUUGGCGAGGCGCGGUCGGCAUACAUCCGAGCCUGUCAAAAUCACGGUUGGACCGUACCGGCAGGAUUCGACAAGAUUCAACAAGAGUAAGGUGUUGAAUCCCAGCAAAUGUGGGGAAGAACAGAACAACAAGAAUUGAUGGGGAGGAGAGCAUACAACAUUAUUGCACCUCAUAGUGAUACCACAUAAAUUAGUGGGGAUGCAGGGAUACUGCUCUGUGUGGUCUGACAAGCAUGGCGUCUGGGGGUGCUACCACAGUAGAGUUAUGGAGUUGGGGAGUCAUUCAGGAACCGCAUUCUAAAUCAAAGCUUGUAGCCGAUCACAAAGAGCAUGUUUAUUUUAGACCGAUACAGGACCUAGGUACAAGGGUAUUCAGAUCAACUGAGACAUGAAGACUG